GGAGUACAGCUAGCCAGCCAGGUCAGUCUUUUAUUUUUGAUGAAGACUGGAAUCGCAGCGCAGUGGAAAUGUCGUGACAGUAGCCGAGCCGAAGUUCUUGAGCAGUAUGCAGGUAUGUGAUUGUGAAUGUGAGACUCACUGAGAGUGAAGUUAGCGAGUCCUUUGACUAGAUGUGGCGUGCAGUACGUGUGCUUCGCUGCAGUAGGAACUACUGAUGGGUUUCGACGUGGCACGGUUCGCUGGUGAGGUGGACGAGGAGUUGAUUUGCGCUAUUUGCAAAGGGGUACUGGAAUGUCCCGAGCAGGCACCUCAGUGCGAACAUGCCUUUUGUUCGGCUUGCAUUCGAGAAUGGCUCGUGCAACAAGAAACCUGUCCAGUUGAUCGAAGUCCGCUAUCAGCGCAAGAAUUGGCUACGGCGCCGAGAAUCCUGAGAAAUCUCCUGAGCCGACUGACUAUAAGCUGCGAGUUCGCUAGCGAUGGUUGUUCGCAAGUGGUGAAACUGGAUUGCUUACAAGGGCACCAGGAGCAAUGCACAUACAACCCCAAAAUCCCUGUUGCGUGCACAAGUGGCUGUGGCUCGGUGAUCCCCAAGGACGAAGUGUCUACCCAUAACUGUGUGAAAGAGGUCCGCCGUGUCUUGGAAGCACGCAUCCAAGAUCUCGAGGCGGAGGUUGCGCAGCUACGCCGCGAGAGGACGUUUGAAGUUCAGGACUGGGUUAAGCGAGAGUUCAAGGAGUUUGUCGAGUCGCGCCUCUCUGCACUGUCCCUGAACGGCCCAGCUCUGGCCCUGGCCAGUGCCCCACUGUAUGGCGGACGUACGGAGGAUGAAGCGCGUGCAGCGCAGAUCCAACAGUGGGCACAGUCAUUGGCAACGGCACAUGUCUGUCGCUGGGGAGGCAUGAUCUCAACGCCAGACUCUGUGCUGCAAGCAAGCAUUAAACGUGCUCUCUUAGAGAGCGGCUGUCCGCCAGUACUGUGCAAUGAGCUGAUGGAGAAUGCGCAUGAAAGACGCUGGCCGCGCGGCCUCAACACACUGGAAACACGGCAGAUGAACCGACGCCGGUACGAGCAGUACGUGACGAAACGGAUUCCGCGCAAGCAAGCUGUUGUGGUGCUGCAGUGCGAGAAUCAGCAUAUGGGAGACAGCAUGACUGUGGAGCCCGGACUUGUCAUGAUCUUUGCACAUGGUGUCGACUAAUGCGGAUGGCCUUCCACGGCGGCAUGCCGCUUCUGUACAUAGUCAUUGGCCAAUCGGCCAGCGGUGCACCGGUGGUGGCCACUUGAAAGUCAGUCGUAGUUAUUUAUCUUGUAACUCAUAAUCAGUUUGUGAUCGGUGUGACUGUAACUUUGACUGGCAUACAUGACCUCAGUCCUGAGUACUCUUUUACAACACAGUCAUUGCCCUGGCCUCGCAGAACUAGCACUGGUUACAUUGGAGUGCCUCCGCACCUUGAUAAAAGCAGUUCUGAUACCUCAUCACGGCCACAAACCCUCGCCGCUGUAUCCAUGUACUGGGCAUUACGCCACAGCAAUAUUCUUGGUCGCCUGUGUGUGUGUGUGUGUGUGUGUACAUGGUGUACAUGGUGUGUGUGUGUGUGUGUGUGUGUGUGUGUGUGUGUGUGUGUGUGUGUGUGUGUGUGCGCGCGCAUGUGUGCGUGUGGGCGUCACCAGUGUGUGUAUGUGUGUGUUUGUGUGGCAUACCGGGUGGCAGUGUACUGAGUUUCAACCAGACCGUGUUCAGCUAUCAUAGCGCAAGCAAUACCAAGUCACAGUUUAGAAUAAACUCAGAAUGCCAGAUGUUGCAGCCUGGUGUACUCACAUGGGUUGUGUAGCCGAUAUGAAGUACUUGAUAGUGCAAUUCAUGACUGCUUAGAUCAUUGUCUCGGUUAUUAUCUGAGCCAUGAGCAUCAGCAUGACUCCAGCUCAUCAUAUUGAUAAUGCAAGCGUGAAAAUGAAUGUACCACUGAGCUGGCCUAGAAAGUAGAAUAAGGAGAGAGAGAGAAAGAGAACAUGGAGUGAGAGUGCGGCAUGCUGGGGAUCCUGGUUGCAACACGUUCUCGUCGGGAGUUGGUCCUCUGUGCGUGCUAACAGUUUCAUGUCGCUCGCAUGACUUCCCAUUUUGUAUUUUCGUGUCGUCUGCAGACUGCAUGUUUUGUCAUUAUAUUAUACUUCAAAAGUGUAUGUAGUUCGUAUCAUUUCAUAUUAUUGUAGUAGCUGGCCCUCGGAGACAAUUUCACACACUCAAACAAAGCACUCACGAUACUCUCCUUUCUGGGUCGGCAUGUUAUAUGACAAGGCCGGUUGAAUUUGCAUUCAAGCUUUACUCCGGUAACGCAUUUUGUCUACUGAACCUUGAAACCAUGUUCACAGCCAUGUGACACUA
Molecule: messenger RNA, 2383 nt
Organism: Sycon ciliatum
Lineage: Eukaryota; Metazoa; Porifera; Calcarea; Leucosolenida; Sycettidae
Product: E3 ubiquitin-protein ligase NRDP1-like
Exons: 1
Coding region: 215-1198 (327 amino acids)
Biological process (GO): protein ubiquitination
Molecular function (GO): ubiquitin protein ligase activity
Source: RefSeq, a predicted model, not a curated record